UGUCGCGGUAAAUUUGAACUUCUUGUAGACGGAAAGAAAAACCAGGCAAUUUAGAAAGCUUAAUUUUUAUUUAUUUAUUUUAUAGAGUAAAACGUUUAGAUGAAAUGGACGACUUAUUAAAAAAGAGUCAGAAGAAUGCCAACAUUUAUCGUGAUACUUUGGAGCGAAUAAUUCUUAAGUUUUCCAGUCUACAUGACAAUGAAACUGAGGUGAACCUGGAAAACAUGACAACUCACGAGGUGAGCAAACACAUGGCCAGGUCAGAGUUGGAAAUGUUGAAGCUGGAAUCAUCAAAGAGUGAUGCAGAGCUGUCCCUAGGAGAUAUUUCUGAAAUAGUAAAGCCACAGGACACCACUGCAGAUUUCAGGAUGGACGUUUCCUACCAUCAGGAUGAUUCCAUCAAUGAUCCUUCAGAUGUGGGUUCUGUAGAUGGGACUGCUGUCACUGCCCACAGUGAAGAAAAUGUCCACUGUGUGAAUAGUACCAAGCUAAUUGUGGGUAGUAGUCUGUGGUGGACACCAGAGGAGCAGGAUGAGGAACUGGAGCGCUCUCUGUGCAGUCAACGUAGCAUUCUACCGGAGCUGUAUCCCAGAAUGCUCAGCCAGAUACGAGAGGCCUGGCGGCGCCAACAUGUGUCCGAUGUGGCUGUAGGGGUGCUCAGGAGGUACAACAAGCUCAGAAGGUUCUCCAGUAAAAAACAAGAGAACCGCACCUUUAACAGAAGCCUGACACCAGCUCUGAGAAAGAGUGUCCUUAACUGUAGCCAACCAUCCAUCCUCCAAACAUCUUGGAACCACACGCUGAAUCAAAGUGCAGCAAGCCAAAACGCUUCUCUUCUGCAGACUAAGGUCAAACUCCAGGAGUGCCCAGUUGAGAGGUUGUCCCUUACGAAGAAGAAUCAUUCAAGGAACAGACAACCGCCCAGACCCGUUCAAGUGAUCGACUUCUCUCAUUCCCCCUCUGCAGACUCGAGUCCUGCCUCUUCCCCUCUCUCCACUGCCCCCUCCUCCCCACAGGAGAGCCCUAAGGUAGAGGGAGACCACCUGAACCAAACCUUCACAGUGUCCAUCCCCUCUUCCCCAUCGUCGACCACCCAUGUGUUCAGUCCUGUUAGGUCUGAGCGUCCUUCCAUGGCAGGAGGGUUUACGAGCCCACCUCAAAGGAAAGGCCUCUCUACAAUCUUCCGGCAGAGGGUUUUCCCAGCAGGACGCUCUGGGGAAACUGAUGACGUGUUUUCCAGCACGGAGAUGUCUGUCUACAAAGCAGCACAUAGUCCCCACAGAGCCAGACAGCCAAGCUCAGGCGGCCAAUGGGCGGCGUAUCCUAACGCUAACAUGCCCAGAAGCCCCAAAUUGGGCAUCGCUAGGUCUCACGAGAGAAACAUGUCCACGGUGCCCAGAUCGUCCCCAUCUUCAAUGUGGAAGCCUCAUCUGUCACCUAGGAAGCGCUCCCUGAGUUCCCACAGCCCCUCCCAGCUGAUACACAACGUAUCUCCAUCCUCCCUGCAGGAGCGCACACUGCCAGAUCCUAAGCGUUGGCUAAGCUAUUCCCUGGAUUCAGUCUCUCCAUCCAUUCAUCUCAGGCAACACUCAAAGCAGAUAGACAAGGACUUCAAGAAGCUCUACCACAAGUUUGUCUGUCAGGCCAAAUCCUGCCCCUCCUGUUGCGUGUGUGAAAGGCUAUCAGAGAGCAGCAGAAGCUCAUCCUUUCUGUCGCUGUCGGCCCUGGCCCUGUCCCCUCACCACUCGGCUAUGAGAAAGCGUCGCAGGGAAGUGAACUGGGUACAGUCCCCCGAGUCCAAACGCUUCAGGGAGAGUGACUGUGUGUACUCGCCGGGGUCCCAGCGCCAGCGAAGAGAAAUGCUCAGGGCCCACAAUCACUUCGACCACCGUUGGUCAUCCACUGUUCUAUCCUCCAUCCAGAGGAACGUCUCUCACUCCAGUAUGCCCACCCUGAUUCAAUCAGACUACAGCCCCCAACACCGGUCAUCAGGUUCCAUGGUCAGGAAAGCCACAGGCUGUACAUCCGGCUUGAAUAUUGACCAACACUCUCCAGCUUGGAGAGAGAAAUACAACCGAUUUGUUGGAAUUCAAGGAAAGUCACCUGUUAAAACAGAGUGCCAAAGUGGCUGUUCACCCAGGUUUUCUAGGAGACAGCUGAUGUAUAAAUGAUGUCAACCCAGAGAAACCGGUUCUGUACCUCUGGUGGUUCAAGUGCCAUUUACACAAUUGUUUUGAAGUAUGUUGCCAAUGCCUUAAUGUUUUAAAAAAUUUAUUUUUCUGUACCCAUUGUUAUUUUUAUACUGUCUAAGUGUCAAACUGAAUACUGUCAAUGUAAUAAACUAGUAGCAUAUUUCUUCCAAAAACAAAUUUCACCUAAAAUCUUUUAAGAGGAAACAUUCCUCUUGUUUUUUACAUAA
Molecule: messenger RNA, 2419 nt
Organism: Esox lucius (northern pike)
Lineage: Eukaryota; Metazoa; Chordata; Actinopteri; Esociformes; Esocidae
Gene: hjurp
Exons: 10
Coding region: 105-2171 (688 amino acids)
Source: RefSeq, a predicted model, not a curated record